Drosophila gunungcola (fruit fly) is the source of this 1329-nucleotide messenger RNA. RefSeq lists its product as uncharacterized. The transcript has 7 exons. The coding region runs from base 153 to 929 and encodes 258 amino acids. Lineage: Eukaryota; Metazoa; Arthropoda; Insecta; Diptera; Drosophilidae. The record is from RefSeq and is a predicted model, not a curated record.
UUGCAGCCCUGCAAUUUACUAAGCCCUGAUUCGUGUGUUUUGUUUUUGAUGCGUUGCGAAGUGAUUAAUUUUUCGUUUUUUCGAGUAGUUGCUUAAAAGGAUUCUCAAAGGAUCCCACAAUUUGACACACGUGACGUGAUUUAGAAGGCUUCAUGAUGAAUUACGGCAGGAAAACGCCCUCCACAUAUCGCUCCAAUCCGUCGGUUUAUUCCCAUGCCACGGGAAGAUCCUCGACAAAUUUGCACUCGAAAAUGUCCCGAUCCACGCGAUCCGUAAGGAUUCCCUGGUACCAGAGACCGCUGCUCAAAAACAACCAAUAUAUCGACAUACAAAAGGGUGCCAUGCUCAUCGGAUUGUUUGCCAUUUUCCUAUCGCUGUUUACUAUUGCCACCAGCAUCUUUGACAUCUACUGCUAUGCGAUGGCCGCACCAGGAUCCACACAUUAUGGCUACUAUAUCAUAUCCUACGAGUUCGUCUAUGUGGGCAACAAGCAUGUUCGCAACAUGCUGAUUGUCUUUGCAUUGUUCUCGUUAGUAAUGGCGCUGAUAAACUUUGUGACCAGCGUUCUUCUCUGCGUGGCCUUGCGCAAGGAAUAUGAAAGAAAGGUUAUGCCUUGGCUGUGGACCUUUGCCGUUUUCACUGUUUGGCGGGCUUUGGCGCUGAUUUUCUUUGCCAUCGUCAACGAUCUGUACUUUGCCUAUAACGUGAUUAUGGUGCUGCUGUGGAGCGUUUUCUGUCUCUUAUCCAUUUAUGGAUGGGCCGUGGUGUACUCUCUGUUCCUGGAACUGGUGGAUCUGACCAAACUAGAGGAUCUAGCCCAUUUACGCAUGGGCACAAUGGCCUCGCUGCACGCCUCCACCGCCAAUUCGCUGGCUGGAUCACGGCCAACCACGCCUCAUAGCACCGUAUCCACCAUGCCAGUGGGCUAAACGAAGUAUUUUCCGUCCAUCUAAGGAGCUCACAACGAAAUUGCACAAUCUAGACCGUCCGAAAAAGUAGCACAAGAUAACCCCGACGCUUCGUACUCAAAACAUUUCUUAAACUAUAUGUUGUACAUUCCAUCCAACAGUUCAGUGCCUUAGUGAUGCGCCUCUCAAUCACCACAAAUUUUAUACAAAAUCGGCGUAAUUAGAUUUAAGAAGUAUUCCGUCCAUAUCGUAUAUGUUUUUCUCUGUAUACUGUUGAAGAAUCUCUGCCUUUAUGUAUGUCAAAAUAUUGUGUUUUUUAUAUGCAUAUAUACAUAGAUGUACAACCCGAAUUGUAGCUAUGUAUCUAAAAUAAUAAGCAACCAGCAAUAUAUAAAAUACAAAACCGAAAAUAUGAGUCUAA